This is a messenger RNA of Polypterus senegalus (gray bichir), 2063 nucleotides long. RefSeq names its product MARVEL domain containing 3 (gene marveld3). The transcript is spliced from 4 exons. Bases 292 to 1347 code for a protein of 351 amino acids. Lineage: Eukaryota; Metazoa; Chordata; Cladistia; Polypteriformes; Polypteridae. The record is from RefSeq and is a predicted model, not a curated record. Gene Ontology annotation, cellular component: membrane.
UAUUACACUCGGUUGAGGUAUUAAUUUUAGAUGCACGGAAAAAUAUGUGGAAACUCCUCGGUACUUAAGUGCACCAUCCUACACGAAACGAAGAGAACCUGGAAGACUAGAGUAAAAUGACAACCGUGCCGUUAAGCGGAUGGGUGUAACAAGGCCUGACCCCACCCCUCCGCCACAGGUGUGAACAGCAAAGAACCUUCGAUGCACGUGCGUGCAGGAGAGAGGUGGCUGUAACUGCUGACCGUCACCAAAAGAAGCCCGUGUGCAUAUUUGUUAGUCACUCACCUAGAGAUGUCAGAAAGAGUGAGAAGUUCAGAGCACGACUCUUACCGGCCUCGGAGCCGUGAGAGAGACCCCGAGCGUGGCAGGAACACGCAGAGCCAACACAGCAGGGACUCUUCGGGAGGUAGGAGAAACCGAGACAGACACCGGCCAGACGAAAGGCACAACAGAGAGGACCCGCGGAGUGGCCACUCGGCAGAGCGAGAGCGUGAGCGGCGCUACAGACACGAGCGCGAUACGUCGGGCAGUCGUUACAAGUCCCGAGAAGAAGAUAAAGCGCCGUACCCUGAAGAGCCUCCGCGGUAUAAAGACCUUCACUUAAACAGAGCGGAGCCCCGCCACUACGCGGAGAAAUACAGUGAUGCACCUGUGUUCUCUACUUCAGCCAGCCAUGAGUACCCACAAGAAGAAAUGGAAUAUUAUGAGCCACAGUCUUCUAUGAAUCUAUUCAACUGUUAUAAAUGUGGAUACUUUUGCACAGGAAGAGGGGCACUGCAGUUGCUGGAGGUCCUGCUGAAUAUCUUGGUACUCGUGUGUGUGGUCUCCUCCUUCGUUUCCUUGUCUGGGUUCAGCUCUGCCAGUGCAGGCUUUGCUGGUGGCUCCCUAAGCCUCGACACCAUGUCGUACCCGUUCCAAGGUACAGAGUUACAACUGGUGCGGGAUCUGGACCAGAAGUUUUCCAUUGAGAGAGCACCACUUCUUUAUGGCAGCCUAGCUGUAUCAUUGGGACUGGGGGCGCUCACCUUGGGGAUCAUGAUAGGCAAUGCCAGACUACACUCGCGCUUCUGGAUCUUGUUGGAAAUUAUAUUCAGUAUCAUUGCAGCGGCAGCUUAUCUUGCUGGCACUGCUGUUUAUCUGCAUUUUGUCUUACAGAUAAACCGUACUGAUCUCUGCAAACAACGGGCGCAGUUGUAUGCCAGGAAUGGAUUCACUUGGAUGAAUUGUGAGGUUUCGGGAACAGAUGGGGCAGCUGCUUUUUUUGGGCUAGUUCUUGUCGUAUUUUACACAGCAAGUACUGUAUUGGCAGCUCUUCAGUGGAAACGAAUCGAAAGAUUGGAUGAGUAAGACUUUUUAAGUUUUGCAGUGUCCACUGUAGUCGACUAUCCUUUUCAACAUUAAGCUUUAAAAUGAUUCCAUGUCAACUUGGUAAUUCUGAGAACAAGUUGUGCAGUAUUCACUGUAUCUGCAAGAGCAUACAUUCAUUUUAAUGUUUUACUAAGCCAGAGCUCUGCUCAUUUCAAUGUAGAAAGUAUUUUUUUUUAUUGUAUUGCUUUUUUUUUUCCUCUUUCUUUUAAGAGUAUCUGUCAAAAUGGUCAAAGCCCUCUACUUAAUUCUUGAUAGAAAGUACAAGUAACUAGUGGCAUACUGCAUUCAUAAUAUGUUAAAAACGUUUCCCAGAAAAAUCACGUGGUAUCUAGCGCUGAAGAUUUUUAUUUUCCCAUUGACCCUGCUGAAUUACAGUGUUGGGACAAUUACAUAAACCAAUACACUAUUGUUUAUUUACCAUGUUUACUGUUAAGCUGGGAGAACCUUACAAUGGAAGGCAUUGCAAUACACAUGGAAGAUGGUGGACAUGUGGAUGACUGUUUUUGCCUUAUACUGUAUGUGAAUUAAGCUGUACUAGGGUGAUGGGUGAAUAAGAAAGAAAGCAACUUUUUAGCACCCAGAGGUGUUCCUUAUGUUUUUGUAUUUUUGUUUGUUGUUCACUGUUCUCCUUCUAAAUACUGGCUUCCAUGAUGACUGACUGUCUUGUUAUGUUAGUAAAUAGAAGGUUUUUCCAA